Molecule: messenger RNA, 1045 nt
Organism: Diaporthe batatas
Lineage: Eukaryota; Fungi; Ascomycota; Sordariomycetes; Diaporthales; Diaporthaceae
Exons: 2
Coding region: 69-773 (234 amino acids)
Source: RefSeq, a predicted model, not a curated record
UCUACUACGAUUCCUGACAGACGACUCCAUCUCAGUCUCCGCAUCACGCAGUCUUUCGGUCGUGCAAGAUGUCCCAGGUCAAUGAAGAAGUAGUCCCCGUGACAAUAGAUCUCGCCACAGAAACAGCUUCUAUAACAAGUACUCUGGACUUAACAGUCUUGUCGACAUCAUCCACUCGAACUUCCACUAGGACACCUAGCGUAUCUACACCAACGCUCGCGCCCAGCGAGACCAUUUCGAGUGACCAGCCAGCCAGCUCAGCAGCUUCCGCCACAGAACCCCAGAGCUCAACACAUACCCCGAACUCGACGCAACUGUCCAUCGGAGCCAUAGUGGGAAUAUCAAUAGGCUCUAUUGUUGCAGCCAUCAUACUCGCAGUAUGUCUGUUCGUCUUCCUCGGCUUCCGCAUCCAGCGUUCGAAGCGGCGGCGGCGGCGCGGCACCCCCACCGAAGUACCAGAGCCGAGGGGUCAAUUUCCCGCAUCGACCACCACCCCCGGCGGUCCUCGUGGCAAGGCAGAGCUGCCAUAUGAGGAGUACACACGGAGGAUGGAGAGGCUGCACGAAGGAGCCAAGCCGGAGUUGGAGGGAAGCAAGGCGAGGAGGUCGGUGUGGGGGUUUCUCUCUAUCAGGUCCGCGAGCAGAAGUGAGCCCCGGCAGGUCCCUACUGAGCUCUGGACUGAGCCGCCGGACCCGGGGCCGCAUGAGCUUCCGGGUGAUGAUGUUCUGCGAUCGGACCGCGAGGAGCCUCGGGACGCGAGGGACGGUACGUAGGGUACACCUGAGACUUGGUGACCAUAUUAGGUCUGUUGUUUGCCGUCUGGCAAGAGGUUGUUGUUACAAACUCUCCGCUGAAAUGUUGUUGGCUCCUUAUCAGGGAAAUAGGUCAAAGAUAGAACGCAGGUUGAAGGUGUUUCAAGACGUAAAAAGACAAUCACUGUUGACGGGAGCAGGCUAUUUAGUAUAGCUGUAUAAGUAGAGAAGUACUGGGAUCUUACUGUAUAAGUUUAUUAAUACCUUUUAUAAUAGACUUUUCCUAACUGUUA